AUGGCAUCAGAUGCCCCAGAAACAAUCGAUACACCCAUCAAGCCAGACACCCAAGGAACGAAACGCAAGCAAGAGUACUCGCGCGGUCACGAGAUAACAUCGCUCACCAUCAAAACCCCACCAUUCGCAUACGCGCACCUAGAGCUCCAGUCCAGCGCCUACGCCGCACCGCCCUCGUCACCAUCCAUAGACGCACUCACCAUCCGCGCACACCUGACGUCGGCCCUAACGCAAUUUCUCGGGCUUUCGGGCUCGGCCAUCUCGGUCGAUGUUUUGAAGAUUGAGGGGCGUGAAUGUUGGGUGCGCGUGCCGAGGGGUGAUUUGGCG
This is a messenger RNA of Lachnellula hyalina, 327 nucleotides long. RefSeq lists its product as uncharacterized. NCBI's taxonomy places the organism in Eukaryota, Fungi, Ascomycota, Leotiomycetes, Helotiales, Lachnaceae. Gene Ontology annotation, cellular component: ribonuclease MRP complex; nucleolar ribonuclease P complex. Gene Ontology annotation, molecular function: ribonuclease MRP activity. The annotation marks the transcript as partial. Gene Ontology annotation, biological process: intronic box C/D snoRNA processing; tRNA processing; nuclear-transcribed mRNA catabolic process, RNase MRP-dependent. The record is from RefSeq and is a predicted model, not a curated record. The transcript has a single exon.